AUGGCAUCCGUCGAAGACACUUUCCAGGUCCAGCCUCGUUCACGCCGCGUGGGUACCGUCAGACCACAAUCAACGUACGACCCACCUUUUACUUCCUCUUCCCCAUCUAUUGUAGAUUCAGCACUUCUUCGUCCAACAAUUCCUACUCGUUCACCUCUCCGACCGCCACCAACGAAAUCGGUGAUUUCCGCAUCAUCGACGGAAUCUGCCCUAAGCUCCGCUUUCAUUAAACUUUCCACGCCAACACCUUCCGAAGACGAUUUUGACCCUUCUACGAUGCCUUUGUCAUUUCAAAUUCGAAACAGGAGCUUUCCCUCCCUCAACGGCCUCGUGGAUGGGUUUCCAGACGACGCUGAACUAUCCAAGGCCUUGCCAUUACGACCAGAGUCUCCUUUUGCUUUGUCCCCAAUGGAAGAUGAAGUUGCUUCUUCUUCUUCCGCAUCCUCACAUGGUCAACAAACCACUCCCACUUUCACAAAGAGACAGCAUGCCCUUCACGAGUUAUUAGCGUCGGAACGAGCUUAUGCCUCAGAUUUAGCUUUGGUGAGAGAGAUAUACAUCCCUCUAGCAAUAGGCCAUCCAAUGUUGAGCAAUAUCCCCAUUAGCCCUCCCCAGUCCUCAGCCUCAUCGUCACGCACAAUGUCCAUCGCAUCCGACUCUUCAGCCGGGUCCUUUAACGCCCCAAUGUCUACUGAAGAUGCUAAAAUCAUCUUCAAUAACAUCGCUGAACUAGCAUUAUUCUCGGAUAUGUUUUGUGAUCGUCUGCAAGAUGCCUUAGGCGCGGUCGUGGAGGGUGGCAUUGGCGAGGAUUGCGUUGGCGAUUUAUUUAGGCGGAUAAUACCUGAGAUGGAACGUCCGUACAAACAAUACAUCACUAAACAAGGAACGGCGGACGAACACUUACAGUCAUUACCAAAGACACCUGCACUCGAAGCCUACUUUGCUCAGACCCGGACGUACUCGACAUCAGUCUCGCAUGCUUGGGAUCUUCACUCUCUUCUUAUAAAGCCUGUACAGCGGCUUCUUAAAUAUCCUCUCCUUCUCGGCACUAUCCUAGACGAAACGCCUGAUUCCCAUUCUGACAAAGAAAACCUCAGGGUUGCAAAAGCCGAAAUUGAGGAACUCGCACGUAGUGUCAACGAAGAGCGGCGGCGCGCUGAAGUGAUCAAGGGUGUUUUGUCAGGCGACCCCAAGAAGAAACUUAGCACGUCCAAUAUCACGAUUGCGGCGUCUGUCAACCUCAGUAAAAUGAAAAGCUUACGAAGAGCGCAGCCGUCAGAUAGUGGUUCUAUAGAGGCAGCAAAGGUGGAGCUGAUGGAGGGCGAGCUGAAGAAGGUUGAUCUGUUUGCGCAGCAGUUUGCCAAGGACGUUCUUAGUUGGAGCAAAUCGAUGACUUCGGUCAUGCAGAAUCUCAUGAUUUGGGCCGUUAGUUUUGGAAAGGUCAUUGGACUUUCAGAAGAUCAAGGAAGUGAAGCGUUCGAUGCAUUCAAAGGGCUAUUGGACCAAUAUCUUGGACCUCUAUGCGUCGAAUUGGAGAAGGUCAUAAACGAACGGCUGUUAAAGGAAAUCGUGCUGUUGCUUGCCACAAUGCAACAACCCAUAAAGCUCCUUGAAUCGAUGAACGAGCAAGAACCUUUCCAUUACCAUCUCCUCACCAUGAAUGUCACCGCAAAGAACCGUCCUCCUCCAGCUCUCCUCGAAGCAUCUACAAAUUACCUCGCCCUCCGCGGUCAACUCUUCAAAGAGCUCCCUCGAUAUUUGAACUUACUACACCGCGGGAUAGCCCUUUCCGUGCGCAGACUAGCCGAUAUCCAAACACAGUUUUGGCAGGACGUAAGAGAUCGUUGGGCCGAGUUGUGGGAGAUGCUUCGAGUGGAGGGUGAGAUGAAUGCUGGAGCGGAUGAGACGAUUGCCGUCUGGGUAGCUCGCUGGUCAGACGUCGACGAGGUUGUCAGGUCUCUUGCUAUCACCAACGAACGGAAGAUAUAUCAGGAACCGCUUAAACCCAUUGUAUCCCCACAAACGCCACCAGCGUCAGCGAGUACUUUCUCAUUCUCGCCGCAUUCUCCGUCGUUGAAGUCAUCAAGGAGUAGCGGUGCCAACAGUGUUGCGAACAUCAUACAUUCCUUGGAUCCGUCUCAUUCUCAAGUAUCUCAUCCGUUUGCUCUUUCCUCCCCUCCUCCCGCCUACCAAAGUAGAGGACGUGGGUACAGUGAUGCUUCCAAACGCAGUCGUGAAUCGAAUGAAAAUCUAAAAGCUGCUGCAAGCAUCAAGUUAGGCAAGAAAGAGAAGGAACAAAAAGAAAAGAAAUCCAGAUCCCUCCAGCCUCAUGAGGACUGGAGUGAAAUUCUUGGUGGCCUGGAUAUUGCUGGGGCCGGUGUCCCAACUCUGCCAAUACCACGCACAAAGAGCAUGCCUUUGACCAAGAUUGCGAAGACUACCUCCAUGUCCUCUUCUUCUUCUUCUUCAGCCUCCAAGCCUCCUGUAAUAGAUCUUUCACCCAUAGAUGACGCAUCAUUUUUCCCACCUUUAGAGGAUGACCGCGGGAGGAAUGAUCGCAAGCCAAGUUUCAGAAGAAAGAUCAGUGAGACGCUUCGAUCUAACUCAAAGCCACGAAAUGGUAGACCUGUGUCCUCCAAAGGGCUCAGUUCUUCUUUAACAUCGCCGCCGACAUCGUCAUCCAGGGAUGAUUCCUCGUUUCCGGUACAAAUGAGUUUACGUAGAGACAGUUGGUCGUCUGCACAAGCCAAAUAUGCAUGCCGAGUUGUUCACCCAUGCAGGCCGCCCGCCGUUGUCUCGUACUUUGGUUUCCCUUUCUUUACUCUAGUCGAGGGUGAUGUGUACCAGAUCCUGCAGGAAGCCGGACAUCCAAGUAUUCAUCCAAAACUUCCGCUGUACGUCGAUGAUGGAGAGGACUGUCUACUGCUCUGUAGGAAUGAAGUGGGUACUGUGGGAUGGGCACUGGCAAGCUUCUUAGAACCGAUUGGAGUUUCCAUUUCGUAA
Molecule: messenger RNA, 3003 nt
Organism: Lentinula edodes (shiitake mushroom)
Lineage: Eukaryota; Fungi; Basidiomycota; Agaricomycetes; Agaricales; Omphalotaceae
Exons: 3
Coding region: 1-3003 (1000 amino acids)
Molecular function (GO): guanyl-nucleotide exchange factor activity
Source: RefSeq, a predicted model, not a curated record